ACACUACUAUUUUUAAUAUUGUCGUCAUAAUGUAGACGUAUUGCGAAAUCAAUGGGUUUUGUUUGCUUUCUGAGUACGUGUGCAAAUAUAUAUAUAUAUAAGAAGUAGUCUUGUUGGUAUGAAAGAUUUACUCUUAAGCGCAGGUAAUCACAGUCUACAUAUGUGUAUUUACUAAAUUCAUAUUUUUGAAAACUUUACACUAAUUUACUUAUUUUUCUAAUGAUUGAACAGUUGGUAAAGAAGAAGGCUUUUAAAGCUACAGAACAGCAGAAGGUUUAAAGAACAAAAAAUAGCUAUAAGAAGAUAAACUGAAUGCUUGAUAUACGUUUCGAUUAUAAUAAAUACAUGAAUUCUGAUGAAUUCUGGAAAAUGAUCUUUAUUGAAGCAGACAGUGAUCAUAAUGGGAGGAUUAGUUUUAAUGAAUUUAAAAGAUAUAUGGAUAAGUACAGUUAUGCACUGGGAAAGAAAGAAGUGGAAAGAGCAUUUAAAUUUUGUGAUUUAGACAAAAGUGGCUACAUUGAAUAUAAUGAGUUUAAGAAAUAUAUGAGAUGUGAACUAUGAAAUAACGUGUACCAUAUUGGAUAUGACUAUAUUUUUCCCAAUCGGAAUUUUCUGAUUCUUCAGAUUUUUUUCUUAUGUAUUUUUUCAGUUUUUGUAAAAUAAACAGAUAAAUUUCUGA
Messenger RNA from Trichobilharzia szidati, 679 nucleotides. NCBI's taxonomy places the organism in Eukaryota, Metazoa, Platyhelminthes, Trematoda, Strigeidida, Schistosomatidae. The record is from the annotation of a GenBank genome assembly.